AGCCAGAGGAGGCUCAGGGUACCGGGUGAGCGGGAGGGACCCCGCUAAGCUGAGAAGUCCCGUCAUCACCACCUGCCUCUCACACACGCAUCUCCCAGCACGGACCUGCCCCGGAAGAGAUCUCUGCUCCAGGUGCCUCUGCAGGAGGGAAGUGGGACACCAACCCCCCCCUCCGCCCCCAUCCGUUGCCUCGCCUGCACCAUGUUUGUCACAGUGAUGUUUGGAGCUGGCUGCAGGGAGCUGGUGAACCCUUGGUGCAACCUGGUGACUCUCAAAACCCACCUGAAGCGGAGAGGGCAGGUGCCCCCAGAUGCGACCAUCGCCCUCCUGGCCGAGGAUGGGCAGCUGGUGAGCCUGAGCCAGGGGCUGGAGGAAGGUGCAUCCCAGGCCCCCACCAUGGGCAGCUCCCUGCUGCAGGAACGGGGGACUUAUGUCCUUGUGCAGGUCAUCAUGGGGGAGGGAGGGGCACCCACCCGCUACGAGUCCCUGCUGGAGAACCUGGAGGACAGCCACCCGGAGCUGGCAGAGGAGCUGCGCUGGCUGUCGGGGCUGCCCUCCCUGGGGGAGGCUCGGAGGAGGCGUGCUGGUGCUCGGCGAGGCCACCAGGAGCAAGGUCCCCCCUCACGGUCCCGAAGGAUGGGUUCCCUGCCACCCAAGGCCCGGUAGCUGCGGCCAGAGGCCAGAAGGCCUCGUGACCUGGCACCCUGUGCCAAGUGGCAGAGCUGGACUCACAUCCACCAGGGCUGACCGUGAACUCUGCCUCCGACCCGGCCCACGCAAACACUGUGCCAGCAGCGCUCCUCUUGCAGAAUCUGGACUUACGAAGAAGUUGCAUCAGCAAGACAGACAAGGUCACAGCCGUGACCUUAGACAAGCCUUGUGGUUGUGAGGGCAGCGGGGGACUUCCCCCAGAGGAUGGAAAGCGGAGGCAGAGAGCAGAAGGGGAGAUAAGUGUGCCUGAGACUCCGGCCCCCAGUCCCGAGACCUUGGGGUCAAUUAUAGCAGAGACCCCCCCCUCACUACCCAGAGCACCCGCUUCAGGGGGGCCUCCCCCCCACCCCCGUACCAGCCAACCCAG
This is a messenger RNA of Sorex araneus (European shrew), 1078 nucleotides long. RefSeq names its product chromosome 11 C22orf15 homolog (gene C11H22orf15). The coding region runs from base 202 to 666 and encodes 154 amino acids. The transcript has 6 exons. The record is from RefSeq and is a predicted model, not a curated record. NCBI's taxonomy places the organism in Eukaryota, Metazoa, Chordata, Mammalia, Eulipotyphla, Soricidae.